This is a messenger RNA of Desarmillaria tabescens, 1236 nucleotides long. RefSeq lists its product as uncharacterized. Bases 355 to 1095 code for a protein of 246 amino acids. NCBI's taxonomy places the organism in Eukaryota, Fungi, Basidiomycota, Agaricomycetes, Agaricales, Physalacriaceae. The transcript is spliced from 8 exons. The record is from RefSeq and is a predicted model, not a curated record.
UAUUGGAACUUCAAAAUGUGAUACGGGCCGUUAUUGACGCUCUUGUCGGGUCUCCGGGCCGCAUCUCUAAUUGGCUCCUUCCACUCAUGAUCUUAGUAUUGUUCCUUGUAUUCUAUACUUAAACUCACUAGGCUUAGCGAGAAGAUCGCUGACAAUACAUCGGAAUCGACUCUAGAUUUGCAAACCACAAGUUCGCCCACGUGCUGACCGCAAGGCAAUAGAAGCCUUGCAACUCUUCUUAGUGAAUGCAACUAUAGACUUUUCUUCUGUAAUGAGAUCGACCUACAUGUGUCCGACGGCCUGCGACCGUGCUUCUGGAUUUCCUGCAAAGCGGGAUUUAAGGAUGCGCGCUCGAUGGGUGGUCUCAUUUCUUCGUAUUACAAUUUUAUAUAUGACCUUGCUUCACCGAAGCGCGUCUUCAAGCUUCAUCCCAUACCCACGGUCAUGACUAGGCUACUGUUCGUUUUUUUGGUAUUCUUCGCCUCUGUCUUUUGUCGUGCUUCACCGGCACCUCCGGAGACAAAUGGGAAGCGUAUGGCUCAGGGUCUUCCUCCUCUCCCUCCAAAAACUCUGUUUCGCGGUACACGAACCGUUACCGAUGUACAAAGACGAACGUCCCCGUCAGCCCUCCCUUUCGUCACUUAUACCGGCCGUCUUCAGGUUCGCCGUGAAGAUGGAAGGUCUAUUGGAACCGUUGAUUCUUCGAUGUCAGAUAUCAACUCGGUUCGCUCUGAAAAUGAUCUGCUGAAUCCAGGAUUCCCUGACCCUCUCUUUUUUGGAAUCGAAGGGUCGCAUUUAGCCCAUGAUAUUCGAAGCAUAGCGAAAUUCAAAAAUGUGAACCAGACACACCCUAAUUGGGUCCCACCGUCUGACCCUCAAAUUUCUGCACAAUCUGCGAUAUGGUCCAUAGAUCCCACGACGAGGAAGUUGAAUGUACACUGGAUUAAUUCAGACGGGUCAAAACCGGACAUAAUGUUGGCUUGGGAUUCUCGGGAUUCUCAAUCUAGGGGACUCCUCAUUGUGGGUGAUUUAGAGCUAACCAACCAAUUGCCGGAUAUCCCAGCUUCGUUUGUUAACCUUUACUUGGUGGAUUAAAAUGUGGGUAUAAAUGUAACCAAGGCCCGAGCGCAGCCCGGCGGCAGCCGUGGUUAUAGUAGUUACACUUCUAUAUUUCGCCUACUAGAUACUUAUUUGCAGCAAUGUUUAAGCUUCUGUGGCGACAUUCCAACAUUUAGA